AUGAUUUCUGGAAUUGCACACAUCAACCUCACGAUCCCUCGGGGUACGCUGGAGCAGGCCGAGGAGUUCUAUGGCAAAACUCUUGGACUCGCAUCUUCGCCGGUACCGGAGCUGCAGAUAGGCACAAUCCUGUGGUUCAAUAUUGGUUCGAGCGGGCAACAAAUUCAUAUUUCAUUUGGUACAACCGAUCCCAGUGGCACUCGUCACCCAUGCUUCAAACUGCCUUCUCGUGAGGAACUCGAGGAAAUCAAGACCAGUAUCUACGAACACCAUGUGCGAGGUGGGUCUGCGGCUCCAAUGGCUGCUGACAAGCCUGGUGAAAUAGACUCUGGAACCCAAGGAAAGGAAUAUCCCUCUCGAUUCUUUGCCCGUGACUAUGCCGGGAAUCUGCUUGAGUUCACUUUAUAG
This is a messenger RNA of Penicillium brevicompactum, 408 nucleotides long. RefSeq names its product putative glyoxalase family protein. The transcript is spliced from 3 exons. The record is from RefSeq and is a predicted model, not a curated record. Lineage: Eukaryota; Fungi; Ascomycota; Eurotiomycetes; Eurotiales; Aspergillaceae. The coding region runs from base 1 to 408 and encodes 135 amino acids.